CGCGAGAAUGAGAUGCAGCGAUUGAUUGCUAGAGGGCCCGUACCUCGAGAUGACAAUGCGGCCCCGUCACGAGGACCCCCAGAAGGGAGGACCUGGAUGAAGCCGGUCGCCGUGGCCACGCAAGGGAGGAAUCUUGAGAAGAGGCACAUUAGAUGGGAACAUCAGAGGGGAUUCCAUCGCCCAGAGAAAGAAUUAGAAACACAUGGUCUUUGUCGCCAAGGCCCACCAGCUGCCGGCGUCUAAGCUCAGGAAGAGAGAGCAAAUCCAAUUCACGGAGAAGGAUCUUCCCAACACGAGGAGCCCCCAUCGAGACGCCCUGGUCGUCCAAAUUGAGAUAAAUAACACUAUAGUGCACCAAACCCUGGUUGAUACAGGGAGUUCGGUAAACAUCAUGUACAGGAAGACCUUCAAGGACCUCGGCUUGAGCUGCAAAGACCUUAAGCCAAUGCGCACCCCUCUCUCCGAGUUCAUGGGAGACUCCAUCGAGGCCGAGGGAGUUAUCACGGUACCCGUUAUAGAAGGGGAUGGUGUGCACAAGGCUAAGCUGAACUUAGAGUUCAUGGUUAUGAGCAUCAAAUGCACAGACAACAUGAUCUUUGGACGACCCAGCCUCCAAGACUUGGAGUGCGGCAUCUACCCGUAUUACUUGUGCAUGAAGUUCCCCACCCCUUCGGGGAUAGGGUUGGCAAGGGGAGAUCUGAAGCUUGCCCGUUCGUGCUAUAUCUGAAUUACCAAGAAGCUGCCAAGGGACGAGACGCUGGUCGUGAACACCCAGGAGAAGAUCAGGAAGCAAGAAGCGCAGCCAAAAGCCAAACCUGCUCAAAUAGUUGAGAAAGUGCCAAUCGACCCCCAUGUGCCCGAGUGGAAGGUGAAGAUUGGGGUGAGUCUCGCAAUUAACCUGCGGA
Molecule: messenger RNA, 905 nt
Organism: Cuscuta campestris
Lineage: Eukaryota; Viridiplantae; Streptophyta; Magnoliopsida; Solanales; Convolvulaceae
Source: the annotation of a GenBank genome assembly